CAGCCACUCAAUCAUCUUCCGCGUUCUCCAUGGUUUGUGGUCUGCUCAUUUGCUUUAUGUCCUCGAUCUAGUUCCUUUUAUCCAUGGCACCAUCUGUCGUGACAUCCAUUAUCUUAUUCACCGCAUACCCUUAAGCUUCUUGUUUCAUGGUGGAGCACCCAUUACAUCCUUAAAACACCCCACAUCAUACCCACAACAACACCAACAAAAUGCGCACUGACAGCACCAAUUUAAAUGCAACACAGUCUCUAACUAUCCACUUCCGUCGCUUUCUCGAGUGAUUCUGUGUUCUUCCUCCUUUUGUAACCCUGAAUAGACAGGAACAUUCAAAGAAGAAUGGAUGCAUGGCACAACCGGUUAUGGCAGUAACCGAAUCCGACUGCUAUUCAAAGACCGACGGCAGGACUUUUCGUCGGUUUAUCCGGGUUGAAAAGCCUCUUGUUCCGACAAGGCAUAAACAAACGAUUCUAUACACCAUAAUCACACAAUGUCGCCACCACCAUCGAUGACACCACCACCUGGUUGUCCUAUGCAUCAACCUUCAGAACCAGAGCCAAAGAAGCCCGAGGUAUCUCCUCCACCAAGCUGCCCUAUGCAUCAACCCGAAACACCAAAAUCAGCACCACCACCACCCAGUUGUCCCAUGCAUCAACCAGGCGACAGUGGCAAUGGCGCUCCAGUGACGGAUAAGUUGAACGAACUCAACAUGAUGCCCAGUCAACUCUCACAAAACCGUCAAGAAGACCAAACGGUCGACUUGCCUACCGAACGAGUGAUCUCGACCAUUCCAAAGGCGGAUGCAAGCUCAAAGUGGGAGUAUCCAAGCCCACAGCAGUUUUAUAACGCUCUGCGACGCAAGGGCUGGGAGACACCUGAAGAAGAGAUUGAAACCAUGGUGGAUAUUCAUAACUUUUUGAACGAAGAAGCAUGGCAAGAAGUAAUAAAAUGGGAGGAAAUGCGCGGCGCCUGUCCCUGCGAUGAGGAUCCUUAUCUUGUUCGGCUUCAAGGACGACCGAGAGAUUUAAGCCCCAAAGCCUGGUGGCACUCGCUGUGGGGAGCUCCACGACCAUUUGAUCGACACGAUUGGUACGUUGGUCGGUGCGGUGAACAGCGACGGUAUGUGAUUGACUACUAUGAAGGAGCAGAAGAUGUUCCUGGCGUCCCCGUGUUCUUCUUGGAUGUGCGUCCUGCACUGGACGAUCCGACCAGCAUCUUUUGCCGUAUGAAAGCAGCUGCUUCGGAGAAAUGGGCAGAAUGGUUCCCCGGCAAGCCAUCCCCAGAUUCCAGCGCAUAAGCAAACCCUCGAUCAUCAACACCAUCCUGCUAUCAUUGUAUACACGCCUUUCAUCCCAACAUCCACGUCAUUAACAAAGUUACACAUACACACCCUUAUUCCACUUUAAUAUAGAAGCAAACAAAGAAGAAAAAACAGAAAUGUAAUAACGAACGAAAAC
Molecule: messenger RNA, 1454 nt
Organism: Zychaea mexicana
Lineage: Eukaryota; Fungi; Mucoromycota; Mucoromycetes; Mucorales; Lichtheimiaceae
Product: cytochrome c/c1 heme-lyase
Exons: 3
Coding region: 488-1294 (268 amino acids)
Biological process (GO): cytochrome c-heme linkage
Cellular component (GO): mitochondrion
Molecular function (GO): holocytochrome-c synthase activity
Source: RefSeq, a predicted model, not a curated record